AUGGUAAGAGAAGAUUCUUUUCAGCGUAGUAUAGUCUAUACCCUACAAGAUUUAUACGAACGGUUGAUAAAUUGUGCUCCACCUCCCAUCAUGGAUGCAAGGGGCAAUAUGGGUAGCAAUUCAAUUUUUAGCAAGGUUUCAGGAUUGUUUGGCGCCUCGCUUAAGAGUGCUCCAGUAAAUAGCCCAAAAGGAUUAUAUUUAUAUGGUGAUGUAGGAACUGGCAAGACUAUGCUGAUGGAUCUUUUCUUUGACACACUUCCAAUUGAACGAAAGCGUCGAAUUCAUUUUCACGCUUUUAUGCUUGAUAUUCAUGAACGAGUUCAUAAACUUAAGCGAACGAUUUCAGAAACUUAUGAUCCAAUACCACCUAUUGCUACUGAUUUA
Messenger RNA from Dentiscutata heterogama, 384 nucleotides. Lineage: Eukaryota; Fungi; Glomeromycota; Glomeromycetes; Diversisporales; Gigasporaceae. The record is from the annotation of a GenBank genome assembly.